Messenger RNA from Drosophila ananassae, 3950 nucleotides. RefSeq names its product eukaryotic peptide chain release factor GTP-binding subunit ERF3A (gene eRF3). Gene Ontology annotation, cellular component: translation release factor complex. The record is from RefSeq and is a predicted model, not a curated record. The coding region runs from base 1166 to 2623 and encodes 485 amino acids. Lineage: Eukaryota; Metazoa; Arthropoda; Insecta; Diptera; Drosophilidae. Gene Ontology annotation, biological process: translation; nuclear-transcribed mRNA catabolic process, deadenylation-dependent decay; translational termination. Gene Ontology annotation, molecular function: GTPase activity; GTP binding; translation release factor activity. The transcript has 7 exons.
CACGAUAUCUGUUAUUUUUGAAGUUGAAACAUUCCCAACUGCUAAUUGGCAGUGCCGGGGCCACUAAAUCCUGCCAAGAUGUGGGGGCUUUUGCGGCUACUUUUCACGCCGUCGUGUCGCCAACGUAGUUGGCUGUCAGAGAUGCGCAGAUCGCCGGAAUUCGUGACAGAGAACAGUGUCACGGGUUGUACAUUAAAGUUAUAUUUUUUUAAGGGAAUUAAUUAUUUUUUAUUAUUAUUAAUGGUUUAAUGACUGGGUUGUACUUUGUUGCCCACCUGUUACCUAAUUUUAUAUUUAAUUUUUAAGUAAAGUAACUUUUUAAGAUCAAAAGUGAUACUUAGAUCUAAAAGAUACAAUAUCUGUUACUAAAAGAUAUUUCAAAAGACUAUAUUUAGUACUAAAGAUAGAAGACUGAAGAAAAUAUACUAAAAGAUAGUUAAAAGAAACUAGUAGAUAGAUAGAUUGAUCUUAUAGAUAGUAAGAAACUAUUUUACUCCCUGAGGUUAUUAUCCGUAUUUAUUUUCUUUAAUAUUUAUUUUUUAUUCAUUUCAUUUUCAAAGUUUCAUUUUUAUUUUACUUUUUAAAUGUUGAUUUUUAGUAAAAUCAGCACUUUUUAUUGUUUUAUUUAUUUAUUUUUUUCAUAAAAACUCUAGAGCAUCUCUAGAGGGGAGCUAUUUUGUGCCACUCACCCGGCAACGCCGGCAAGCAGCUGUUCGCUGCCAUUUUACUCCCGUCCGGUGCGCUCCCUCGCUUAUUUGGCCAUUUUCCCCCAUUCUCCACUCUCCACCAACACGCUCUCACUCUCACUCUCUCCAAGCAUGCCCCCUCUCCUCAUUCAUGUGUUUUUGACACGUUUGCAACUAUUGGUGGCCUGUGAUGUGUCCGGAUUCCCUGGUAGGGACUCUUACCAAUGGCCAUUCCCAUCCCAGAUCAGAUCCGGCCUAAAUGGGGCUACCUGGCAUGGCAACUUACUGAAGCUCUCCGGCAGUUGUAACCGCUUUGAACCCGAUUUCCCUCUCCGCGGCAGCCAAACUUCAACGAAAAAAAUGUAAAGCAGUCGGAACGGAAAGUCUGCGGCGACUGCCAGCACUUCGAAAAACGCGCGAUCGUAUCUCACAGAUACGCUCUUUUCACUUUUAAUAAGUUUGUGUUGGAAAUCGUAGUUAUGGAGAAGAAUGGUCAAAAAAAAACUGAUCCCGCUGAUAGCUGGGAUGUCGAAGAGGAUGCAGUGAUCACACCCGAAGACGAAGAAGUCGAGGAUGCGGAGUUUACAGAGGGCGAGGCCACGCCCAAGGUGUCCAAAAAGAAGGUGGUUAAAGUGGAGGAGAACAGAAGCAAGCGUGAGCAUGUGAACGUUGUCUUUAUUGGCCAUGUUGAUGCUGGAAAAUCAACAAUCGGCGGACAGAUUAUGUCGCUCACAGGCAUGGUCGACAAGCGAACAUUGGAGAAGUACGAGCGGGAGGCUCGCGAGAAGUCGCGUGAGAGCUGGUAUCUGUCAUGGGCGCUGGACACCAACCAGGAGGAGCGCGACAAGGGCAAGACUGUUGAGGUGGGACGUGCCUUCUUCGAGACAGAUCGCAAACAUUUCACCAUCCUGGACGCGCCCGGUCACAAGAGCUUUGUGCCGAACAUGAUUGGCGGUGCGGCGCAGGCCGAUCUCGCGGUGCUGGUCAUCUCGGCGCGAAAGGGUGAAUUCGAGACAGGUUUCGAUCGUGGCGGCCAGACCCGAGAGCACGCCAUGUUGGCCAAGACGGCCGGCGUUAAGCAUCUGGUCGUUCUGGUUAAUAAGAUGGACGAUCCGACGGUUAAUUGGGAUCAGACGCGAUACAACGAAUGUAAAGACAAAAUACUACCAUACCUCAAGAAGCUGGGUUUCAACCCGGCCAAGGACCUUACCUUCAUGCCUUGCUCGGGCCUCAGCGGCUACGGCCUCAAGGAUCAGAUUUCCGAGACGCUGUGCCCCUGGUAUCGGGGGCCUGCCUUCAUUCCAUUCAUCGAUGAACUGCCGUCACUGAACCGCAAAUCCGACGGUCCCUUCAUUAUGCCCAUUGUUGACAAGUACAAGGACAUGGGCACUGUUGUUAUGGGCAAGGUGGAGUCAGGAACGGCGCGGAAGGGUCAAAAUUUAUUGGUGAUGCCAAACAGGACGUCUGUGGCAGUGGAUCAGCUGUUCUCCGACGAUUAUGAAGUCACAUCUGUGGGUCCCGGCGAGAACGUCAAAAUCAAACUGAAAGGCAUCGAGGAAGAGGAUGUUUCACCUGGUUUUGUGCUCUGUGAUGCCACAAAUCCCAUCAAGACGGGAAAAAUCUUUGAUGCUCAGGUCGUAAUCUUAGAACACAAAUCAAUUAUCUGUGCGGGCUACUCGGCUGUUAUGCACAUACACUGCGCCGCCGAGGAGGUUACAGUGAAGGCCCUCAUUUGUUUGGUCGACAAAAAGACUGGCGAGAAAUCAAAAACACGUCCACGAUUCGUUAAGCAGGAUCAGGUCGCAAUUAUGCGCAUCGAGUGCUCCGGAAUGAUUUGCCUUGAACAGUUUAAGCUAUUCCCACAAAUGGGCCGAUUCACGCUCAGAGAUGAAAAUAAAACCAUUGCUAUUGGCAAGGUACUAAAGGUGGUCGAAUAAAUUGAGCCAAGCUAAAUUCAAGCGCCCGCCUUUCACUGCGAUUUUUGAGCAUAGCAUUGCACGCCAGACGAGAGACAACAGAAACAGAAAUGCCAUGCCACGCUACGCCACGCUUUCUUCAUAAUUGACAACCACUACUCACUCACAGAACCACUCACAGAAACACCCAACAGCAGCAAGAGCAGCAGCAGGAAACACUCACUCGGACUCCUAUACACACAUAUGGUUACUUUACUUUAUAUACCUACCAGGCAAUAGAAAUUUAUACACAUUGGUUAGAGAGGAAAUCGGUUAGGUGUCGACCAGGAAAAAAAAAUAAGAGAAACCGAAACGUAACUGAUGGCAAUGUAGGUAGUGUGCAUUAUUAAACGGGCAAAUUGAAAGUUAGUUUACUACUCGACCGAGUAGACGGGGCGGAGGAAAUGAAAACAGCAGCGCAUUAUAUACAAAAUAUUAACUAUAUUAUGUGAAAACUAUACAACAAAAUCGGAAGCCAAUGCGAAAUGAAGAUGGAUGUACUAUUUAUAUAUAUACACAACAAAAAAAACACUCGUACGUAUAUAAAGGAUUAUGUAUGCAAGAGCGAACGACAGUCGAUUGGAGAGGAGCCGAAAUGAUAAUUGAUAAUGCACGAAUAGGUUACAUUUAUGAUUCCGUUUGUUGAGGAGGCCUAUUGUCAAGGAUAUUGAGGAUUAGUCGCCGCCAUCGGUAUACUUUCGUUUAUUACUUUUGUAUAAAAUGUAAGAGUUACAUGCCCCAAACACACACACAUGCCUAAAACUACAGCUGCAAGCUAGCCCCCAUUUUUUGUAAUCAUAGAAGUGAAAAGCAAGAAGCUGCCAGGCUCCGCCGAGAGGAUCCAGUUGCUCCUUUCCCAUUCGACUUCCCUGUAUGCGCCUUUUAAAUUGCAAAUUUGUUAGAUGUCCCGCAAAUACAAUACGAUUUUUCUGCUCUUCUUUUUUUAUACACGAUAUAAUCUAAGUGCUUUAAUUUAAGUUGAAGCUUAAAAUCAUGAAGUAAAGUUGGUUUGAUUUGUAAACUCAAAAUGAUAAGUCGUUUGGUGUAUUGAACAAACGCAUAUAAUAGAAACAGUAACAGAGAAACAUGUAUCAACUACGUAAACCUUUAAUUGUUAACCUUAAUCUUAAUUCAAAUUAUCCUUUGAUAAACCAAUUUAAUUUUUUGCAUAAAAAAGCACACACACAUUUCAUUUUCUUAUAAUUUAGUUAAUUGAAGAAUUCGUUCGUGAGAGUUGACACGAAACCGAUAUUGAAACAAAAAAAAAAUUAAUAAUAAAUGCCUUUUGCUAUUAAGCAGAAACCAAAAA